Eutrema salsugineum is the source of this 1093-nucleotide messenger RNA. Its product is annotated as ribosome-recycling factor. Bases 97 to 873 code for a protein of 258 amino acids. Gene Ontology annotation, biological process: translation. NCBI's taxonomy places the organism in Eukaryota, Viridiplantae, Streptophyta, Magnoliopsida, Brassicales, Brassicaceae. Gene Ontology annotation, cellular component: mitochondrion. The transcript is spliced from 8 exons. Gene Ontology annotation, molecular function: ribosomal large subunit binding. The record is from RefSeq and is a predicted model, not a curated record.
GAAAUGGGAAAAAUAUAUACUAAUUAGUUUCAGUCGUCGUCGUCGUCGUCGUCGUCGUCGUCGAGGGUUUAAGGUAUUUACCAAAGGGGGGGGGUGAUGGCUAUGCUGGUGAGACGAGCUCGAAUUGCUAUUGGCUUUCUCAGGAGGAGCUCCUCCUUGGUUGUUGUCCAGCGUCGCGAUUUCUCUCACAACCAGACCCUCUUUUCUCCCCGAGAUCUCCAACCCGAUUUGUCCUUGCCCCAUUUUCUCAGGGAUUCUCGUCGAGGCUUCGCUAAAUCCAAAAAAUCGACAUCGGUGUUGGUCGACGUAGCUCCAGAUAUUGGGCCUAGCGUGAAAGAAACAGCCUCUUCACAGAUGGAGGCAGCCAUCGAUGCCUUGUCGCGGGAUUUAACUAAAUUACGCACUGGAAGAGCUGCACCAGGAAUGCUUGAUCAUAUUAUUGUCGAAACUGAGGGAGUCAAGAUGCCUCUCAAUCACUUAGCUUUGGUCUCUGUCCUCGAUCCCAAAACUUUGUCUGUCAAUCCUUAUGAUCCUGAUACUCUGAAAGAACUUGAGAAAGCAAUCGUCUCUUCGCCAUUAGGAUUAAACCCCAAACUGGAUGGGCAACGGCUCGUCGCAUCUAUCCCAGCAUUGACCAAGGAGCAUGUCCAGGCAAUGUGCAAGAUUGUAACAAAGUCCAGUGAAGCUGUGAAACAAAGCAUAAGAAGAGCUCGGCAAAAGGCACUGGACACGAUAAGGAAAGCAGGCUCAAGUCUACCAAAAGAUGAAGUGAAGAGACUGGAGAAGGAAGUUGAAGAGUUGACGAAGAAGUUUGUAAAGUCAGCAGAGGAAAUGUGCAAGUCCAAAGAGAAAGAGAUCACCACCCAAGCCUGAUCUCAUCACUACUACCCACCCAUUACAUUAUGAUCCAUUACUAGCUGAAAAAGUUUCAGUCUUUUUUUUUACGGUACCUUGUACUUAUAGAUCCAAACGUUAAAUCAUUUUCAGUACGAAGAUUUGUUUUGAAUGUUCAAUUUGAUGGUGCUUGGAGGCGACUGAUACAAAAGUGAUGAAAGGGCCCAAUAAAUAAAGGCCUGGAAAAGUAACUCCAUUA